AUGACGACAGCAUUAAUUAUUGAACGUAAGAGUACUCACAGCUGUUUAUUCCCAUUUCAAGAAACACAAUCACUACCCAAGAGAAAAUCUUAUUACAGAUUUUAUCAACUUAAAUUACGGCAAUUAUUAGCAGAAAAUCAAAGCGAUGAAGAAAAGAAUGAGAAAUAUUUAAAACAAAACCAACCAAAAGCGCCAUUAAGCCCUAGACGAUCGAAUAGAGACUACACAAGUCAUAUUACAGAAGCGAUGAAAAUACAAUCACAAAAUAUUAAUCUAGGAACAAGAUCGAGCAGUCUUUUAUCUCUUCGUCAACAACGUAAAAAAGAUACGAUUACAUGUACGAUUACAUCAACGAAUACUACAACAACAGAACUUCGUCCAAAAUCUAUUUUAAAGACGAAUCAAUCACCAUCAUCAGUACAACGUCAACGUACAUUAAGUGCGUCACCUAAGAAACCAAAAACUCCUCAUAAAAAAGUAGGGACGACAACUGCUACAAACGAAAUGGAUCAUACCGAUGAAGAUGUUGAUGAUGAUCAUUUGUCAAAAUCGAAUGCACGUGCAUAUACUGAAGUAUCAUCGUCAACAUCUCAAAAUGUUACUAACAGCACUGAUCAAAAUGCUCAACAAUCAGUACUUAAAACAAUGCUGUUACAUUUUAAUUCAAAUACACCAUCGGAAAUGCCGAAAUGGAAUUUAUAUCGUGAUUUUAAUGAGAAAUUUUGUGCUAGUAUAUCUCCAACAGUAUAUCGAAAUUUUGAACGCAUUAUUCUUUGA
Rotaria socialis is the source of this 777-nucleotide messenger RNA. Lineage: Eukaryota; Metazoa; Rotifera; Eurotatoria; Philodinida; Philodinidae. The record is from the annotation of a GenBank genome assembly.